UAUGUUUUCUACUAAAGUUGUAGAACAAGAAACAUCAUCUCCGAAUAUGGCUUCUGAAGUUGUGUCCAAUCCAGAAUAUCAUAAGCCGAGAGGACGACCCUCUAAACAGCUCAAGUCAUCUGUUGAAGAACAUAAUGAACAUCAUACUUCAUUUUCUAAAAUCUGCAGUUACUGUUCAGGUAAAGGCCAUAAUAUUCGUGGAUGUUCAAAGUAUAAAUCCGAUCUAGCUAACAAAGAGAAUCAUUAG
Racocetra persica is the source of this 247-nucleotide messenger RNA. The record is from the annotation of a GenBank genome assembly. NCBI's taxonomy places the organism in Eukaryota, Fungi, Glomeromycota, Glomeromycetes, Diversisporales, Gigasporaceae.